GGAAAUAACAUAACAUGUCUUCUUGUUUUCUGUCUUUUGAGUUUUUUGUUUUAAAUUAUUUAUUUAAUUAUUUUAAAAAUAAUAAUAAUAAUAAUAUAAAAUUAUAUAUUGGAAGAGCGUGGCGGUGUGAUGUGAAGAGGAGUUUUGAGUUGAGAUGAGAGACAAGUGAAUACCCCCAAAAAUCAAAAUCAAAAUCAAAAUCAAAUCAAAACAGGUUUCCCAAUUUCAUCACCAAAACCCAGAAAAACAUCUUAAAACCUUUUCUUCUUUUGUUGCGUUACGUUGCUCCUACGCUCCUUCAUCAUCAUUACUCUCUCUCUUAAUCUCUUUGAGAUCCGAUACAACAUUCAUAUUCAUCUAAUUCAUUUCUCUUUUCUCAGAUCGAUUAUUACUUUAUUCUUAAGAGAAAAGUAAGUGAGUGAGUGAGAGGGAGAGAGAUGGCAGAUGAUAAAGGCGUUGGAGAAGGUGAGAAGGUAGAAUCGGGAACAACUUCAACUACUACAACAACCACGAGUGAGGUUGGGAAGAAGAAGAAGCGUAAGGGUAUCUUUUCCAGAAUUUGGAAUGGAAUCUUUAGAAUACAUGGCGAUGAUUUUGAGAAGCGCCUUCAGUAUAUUUCUAAAGAAGAAGCCACUGUUCUUGCUAGAAUGAAGAGGAGGUCCCAAACUUGGAGGCGUAUGAUCAGACACCUUAUUAUAUUUACUGUAAUUUUUGAGGCUAUUGCAAUUGGUUAUGCUAUUGUAACAACGCGAACAUCAGAUAUGAAUUGGAAAAUGAGAGCAUUUCGAGUUUUGCCUAUGUUUCUUUUGCCUGCUAUCUCUUCUCUUACUUAUUCGGCAUUUGUAAGCUUCACAAAGAUGUGUGACCGCAAAGACCAAAAGACUUUGGAAAAGCUCCGGGCAGAAAGGCAGGCGAAAAUUGAUGAGCUUAAAGAAAGAACUAAUUAUUACAGUACUCAACAACUGAUUCAGAGAUAUGACCCUGACCCAGCAGCAAAAGCAGCUGCGGCAACUGUUUUAGCGUCGAAGUUGGGUGCAGAUUCAGGUCUGAAAAUGUUUUUGGGAGAUGAACCCAAUGUUCAAGCUACAAUGGGAAAGAGCAAAGAUGUAGAACUUGUUCAGUCUGGUGGACUUCGGAAUAGGAAACAAUCUAACAUUCACUCAGGUAGUGCUGGGGGAAGUCCCUUGCUUCAUUCUGGUGAAGGUACACCUCAAUCUCUGGGGAGUGAGGAUCCCCAGAUAUCUGAGCAGAGCUCGAUGGUUGUUAGUCAUUACAAUCCUCAAGGAUCCCCUGCUCAGGAUGGAGGAUGGAUUGCUCGAAUUGCAGCAUUACUUGUGGGUGAAGAUCCAACACAAUCGUAUGCACUCAUUUGUGGAAACUGCCACAUGCACAACGGACUUGCUAGGAAGGAAGAUUUCCCAUUCAUCACAUAUUAUUGUCCACAUUGUCAGGCCCUAAACAGGCCACACCAAUCCGAAGAGCGUGUUUCUGGCUCUAGUACCCCUAAUUCGGGAUCCAUCAGAGGCGCGGGGAGUAGCGAUGUUUUGAAGACUGCUAGUGUUCUUGCAAGUGAGAGUGUAGUCACAGGUGACAGUUCCAUUAUUAGAACCAUCCCGGAGAACAAAAUCAAGGAAAUGACAGAGACAAUGGAGGAUUUAGCCAGUUGAGAAGCAAGCAUGCAAACUUAACCUGUUCACCUUGGCCAUGCAGGUGGAACUUUUAGUGUUGUGGAGGUAGUUUAUAUGGGAUUUGCUUCAUAUGCUUGGUUGGGUUCCAAGAAAAACGUUGAGAGUUCGUGUGCGAAACAUUAUGUGCUUUUACUUUUACAUAUAUGAUGAUUUAUACCGUGUAACAACUUAAUAUGGGUUGUUACAUUCCUGUACAUUAGUUUAGUUUUUUCAUUCUAAUUAUUAGUACUUCCCCAUGCUUUAAAAUUUUGUACCAGUGAUGUGGCAUCUUAUUAUUUUGUGAUGUUUUUUUUUCUUUCUAUUUGUAAGUUAAAAUAUUUAGAUGAAAAAUGCUAGUUUGGUUUUAUGUU
Cannabis sativa is the source of this 2038-nucleotide messenger RNA. RefSeq lists its product as uncharacterized. The coding region runs from base 438 to 1667 and encodes 409 amino acids. The record is from RefSeq and is a predicted model, not a curated record. NCBI's taxonomy places the organism in Eukaryota, Viridiplantae, Streptophyta, Magnoliopsida, Rosales, Cannabaceae. Gene Ontology annotation, cellular component: endoplasmic reticulum tubular network. The transcript has 6 exons. Gene Ontology annotation, biological process: endoplasmic reticulum tubular network organization.